Xenopus tropicalis (tropical clawed frog) is the source of this 6815-nucleotide messenger RNA. RefSeq names its product regulatory factor X7 (gene rfx7). The record is from RefSeq and is a predicted model, not a curated record. NCBI's taxonomy places the organism in Eukaryota, Metazoa, Chordata, Amphibia, Anura, Pipidae. Gene Ontology annotation, cellular component: nucleus. Gene Ontology annotation, molecular function: DNA-binding transcription factor activity; DNA binding. Gene Ontology annotation, biological process: regulation of DNA-templated transcription; DNA-templated transcription. The coding region runs from base 271 to 5040 and encodes 1589 amino acids. The transcript is spliced from 8 exons.
GGUAGCAGAACUCUGGGACUACUGGCUGGGGAACCGUAAAUGUUUAGGAGGUCCAUUUGGGCUGUGGUUGAUAAGCAGGCUUGUGUGACUUUGGAGAUUUUUAAGGGCCCCAACUACCAAAGCGGUCGUUUAAUUGUUAUUGUAAUAAUAUCUAAAUAUAAAACCACUGAACUGCUAAGGAAUCUAGACUACAUCUCUCUGCAUCCUUGCAUAGCCGGUGAGGCGCAGCUCGGCGAUUUCUAGCCCUGUGUAUGUUGUCAGGCUGUGCCUAUGCUGUGUGGAGUUGUUGUUGUCAGGAAGAGUGCGCCUGCGCGGUGCGUGUGCAGCCUCGGCUCCUCUCCAGUGAGCGCCGUGCGGGCUGCUCCCGGCUGCAGUGGGACCAGGUGCUGGCUAGUCACGGGGCGCCGUGCGGAAGAAAUACAGCUGCCGUUUUACCUUCAUGACCCUCGACAGCGGAGCAGUCUCUGUACUUACCGACACCCCAACAUUACCCUUGGGUUUGUCUCCUCCCAGCAACCUUACCAUGCACCUCACCCAAUUCCACGCGUCUUCCCCGUUCUAGCUCCCCGCACCCCACAUAUUCCCCAGACAAGCUCUCCUUCGUCAUGUCCCUCCAGCAGGGGAAGGCGACUUACUCGAGGUCGGGGUAAAGGCCUAGUUUGCAGUGCUCCUUCCGUCCUCCAGCUUCCCACCCCUCCCCACCUCCUCACACAUACAUACACAGUCAGACACACCGAGCUCAGCAUCAGCAAUCAUGGCAGAGGAACAGCAGCAACAACAAGCCCAGAAAAUCCAACGCACGGAGCAGCCUGCCCAGCUGCCUCCCUCUGCACCAGGGGCACUGCCAGCCUUGGUGACUGGACUGCAAGGGACAGAGGCCAACGCACUGCAACAGAAGAUCAAGAACUCCAUCUGCAAGAAGUUGAGAAGUUUACAGACCUUGAGAAACUCUACCUCUACCUCAAACUGCCUUCUGGUCCUAGCAAUGUGGAGAAAAGUGAUCAGAACUCUUUGUCAUCAAGUCGGGCUCAGCAAACUCAUGCAUUCUCCUGGAUUCGGAAUACUUUGGAGGAGCAUCCAGAGACUUCACUGCCAAAGCAGGAAGUUUAUGAUGAAUAUAAGAGCUAUUGUGACAAUCUUGGCUAUCAUCCACUAAGUGCUGCAGAUUUUGGAAAGAUUAUGAAAAAUGUAUUUCCAAACAUGAAGGCACGUCGCCUGGGCACAAGAGGAAAAUCAAAGUAUUGCUAUAGUGGACUUCGUAAGAAAGCUUUUGUACAUAUGCCAUCACUUCCCAAUCUUGACUUCAACAAAUCUGGUGAUGGGGUGGAUGGAAUAGAAGUUUCCACACAGUUACAAAAUGCUGAUGAAGAAGUUGUGUCUGCUGCUUGUCGCCUUGUGUGUGAGUGGGCUCAAAAGGUUCUAAGUCAGCCAUUCGAUUCUGUCUUGGAUUUAGCACGCUUUCUCGUUAAAAGUCACUAUAUCGGCACUAAGUCAAUGGCAGCUCUCACUGUAAUGGCGGGUGAUUCAGCAGGAUUGAAGGGAAUUACACAGACUUCAGCUUUUGUUCCUAUGUCUGAAAGCAAUUCUUUCCACCCACAAGUAAAGAGCUUGACUUCCCCAGUAGAUGCCAAGCAGCAGCUACAGAGGAAGAUACAAAAGAAGCAGCAAGAACAGAAGCUUCAGUCACCAUUACCAGGAGAGCUCCAAAUAAAAAAACAAGAUGGAACUGCAUCCAAUGGCAUAACCAGUAUCUGCAAUGGAAGUCCUGCAAUCCUUUCUCCUCAGCCUAUUGGCAUUGUAGUGGCAGCUGUUCAAAGCCCAAUUCCGGUACAACGAAACAGGCCUCUUGUGACUUCUCCCAGUCCUAUUGGUUCUUCUGAAGGCAAAGUACUCCCUCUAAACGUGCAAGUGGUCACUCAGCACAUGCAGUCUGUAAAGCAGUCGCCAAAGACUCCCCAGAAUAUCCCAGCAAGUCCUGUUGGUGAUCGUUCUGCACGACAUCGCUACCCUCAGAUCCUUCCUAAACCAGCCAGUUCUAAUGCUUUGACGAUCCGUUCUCCUACCACUGUGGUUUUUACCAGUAGUCCAAUCAAGACGGUUGUUCCUACUCCACAUGUUAGUUCUCUGAAUGUGGUUAAAAUGACAACAAUCUCUCUUGCUCCAAGCAGUACUGGUACCCCAGUGAAACCAACUCCCAGUAGUAGUACAGGGGCAACUGAUGAGACUAGGACUGUUCCUCAGAUUAAGAAUGGUUCUGUGGUUUCUUUGCAAUCUCCUGUACCUAGAGGAGGAACACCUGCAUCUUCUUCAGUGGAAGUGAAAACAGAACCUGAAAUUGUUUCAGAGGAUACGGCAGUGCAGUGCCAAGAGACUCCUGAUAGUUCUAAAGCUCAAAAGAGAACUGUAAUAGGUUUGACGCAAAAGGGUAAUCAAGAGAGUGUGACGUUAAAGCUAUCCCAAGAUGCUGCCCGGGAUCAAGCUGUUAAAGGUGUUGAUCAUAGAGCUGAAGGAACAAGGACCAAAUGUAAAAGCCGUUCUGUUGAAGGUACAACUAUUUCUUCAGCAGGCAGUAACCAGAGUACUCUAACUCUUUCUGUUGCACCUCAAACUUUAUUUAACAAUCGCUCUAGUCAAAACACUAAUGGAGAUCAAGGAGUGAAAGAUGUCAGAGUGUGUAACAAAAGCCCACGGAAGCGAUUACCCACUACAGGGCAGGAGUCGCCAAUACCACCAGCUAAAAAAUCACUUCUGGGUCAAAUAACUUCAGAUUGCCCUGUACCAGAAGGUAUUACCGGUAAGAAGAUUCCUAGAACACUGUUAGCAAAAAAUGAUGAUGCUGUUACUCUUGCUUUGGUACCGAGCAAAGAAACAGAAGGAGAUAAUACCACUUUAGCAGUAAAUUACCCUUUGAGUUGUGUUGCUGAAACAUCCAGUGAUACACCCCAAGAGAUUGUGGCCUCAUCUCAGGAUGUUAAAGUAAAACUAGAAGGAAAUGUGUUUAAGUUUGUGAAUGAAUCGAAGUCGGAUAAUACUUUUAGUCAAGAUGCCUGGCAACACAUAGCCGAAGAUGCAGACUUCUCGUCUUCUAACUGUGAGCAGACGCAAACUAUUGGUGUAUUGGAUAUUUCUGAAACUUCUGGUGCUGAUAACCUGCAGAAACCAGUAUGGGAAGAUUUUGAAGGAAUACAGCAAGGCAUAUACAGCCAGCAACUUGAAGAUUCGUCUUUGAAUCAGCUACAAGCACAUUCUUCAAACCAGUUACCUCAGCAUUCUGAUAUGACUGACCCUAGCUUCUUUUCUUUUGAUGAUGACCUCACGCAGGACAGCAUUGUAGAGGAACUGGUGCUCAUGGAAGAACAAAUGUCAAUGAACAAUAAUCCUCAGAACUAUGGUAACUUGGGUAUGGUGCUGCAAAACCAAUCAACAGCUAGCCAUGGGACACCAGUACCAACUCAUCCAGGCAGUGCACACUUUUACCAUUCAGUCCACAGUAGUGGAACUCCUGUUCACACUCCCACUCCAACGCCAACUCCCACUCCAACUUUAACUCCAACUCCAACAUCUGAAAUGAUUUCUGGCACUCAUAGCCUAUCCAGAGAAAGCCCAUGCUCUCGCUUAGCUCAAACAACACCUGUAGAUAGUGCUUUAGGAAGCAGUCGACAUACACCAGUUGGAACGCCUCAUUCUAACUGUAGCAGCAGUGUUCCCCCAAGUCCAGUUGAAUGCAGAAAUCCAUUUGCAUUUACGCCUAUAAGUGCGAGCAUCUCAUAUCAUGAUGCUACCAUUGUGUCAAGUAGUCCAGUAAAACCAAUGCAGAGGCCUAUGGCAACCCAUCCAGACAAAACUAAAUUAGAAUGGAUGAAUAAUGGGUAUGGCAGUGUCGUAAAUCCUUCUGUUUCCAGCCAUGGUAUUCUUCCAAGCUAUAAAGAGCUGGACAGUUUCAGAAAGCCACAUGCCUUUGCAGUGCCUGGUCAGUCAUAUCAAUCUCAGUCUAGACAUCAUGACAAUCAUUUAGGCAGGUUGACCCCUGUGUCACCCGUGCAGCAUCAGUUGUCCAUUAUAAAUAAUGCCAGCAAGCAAGAGGGAUUUGCAGUACCAGCACCUUUAGACAACAAAUCUACAAAUUCUUCUGGAAAUAGCAAUUUCAGGUGCCGUAGUGUAAGCCCAGCUGUACAUCGUCAACGUAACCUAAGUGGAAACACAAAUUGCCCUGUUUCUAAUGUACCGCAGUCUAAUGUGACAGCUUUUGGAACUCUAGUAGUCCCAGAGAUUCACAGCAUACUUAGCAACAUCCAACCAGAUAACAGUGCCAACAGUAUAGCUCAACGAAGUCAGUCAGUCCCUCUGACAGUAAUGAUGCAAACAGCUUUUCCAUCUCUACAAAAACAAAAUAACACGCAGAACAUCACACAUGUUUUAUUAAGUAAACUGGAUUCUGACAGAGAUGACGCAGUCAGAGGGUUGGGAAUAAAUAACAUGCCUUCUAAUUAUACUGCAAGAAUGAAUCUCACUCAGAUUUUAGAAACAUCUCCCAUGUUUUCUGGUGCCAAUCAGCAAAGUAUAUUAAAUUCCAGCAAUCCAGCUUAUGAAUUCCAAACCCCAUCUUACCUCACAAAAAACAAUAGUUCUGAGCAAAUCAGUUUUACAUCUGGAGAAAACCAAGCACAAACUGAUAUUGGAGAGCAGCAACUUGAUUUCAGUAGCACUGUUAAGGAUCUCUUAGAUGGAGAUAGCCUCCAAACCAACCAGCAGCUUGUGGUUCAAGUGGCCUCUGAGUUGAACAAUGCCUCCGACUUCUCCAGCGACAUUCGAUUGUCUUCUGAGCUCUCAGGCAGCAUCAAUGAUCUCAAUACUUUAGAUCCAAAUCUGUUGUUUGAUCCAGGCCGACAGCCUGGGCAGGACGAGGAUGCUACACUGGAGGAAAUUAACAAUGACCCUUUGUUUCAGCAUAUUUGCAAUGAAUCCAUAAAUUCCAUGACCUCUUCUGGAUUUGAAUGGAUGGAAAGCAAGGACCAUCCUACAGUUGAAAUGUUGGGUUAAUUUUGUACUAUAAUGUAGCACACUGUAUCAAAAAGGCAGACGUUGUAUUUGUCUUAAUGGAAGUGCCUCCCGCAGCAGAAACAUUUGUAAUUAUGAGAUUUUGAUAAGGUUUGCUGCACAAAUUGAUCGUUCAGCUGUUUUCAACAAGCUUAAAAAAUCUUGGGCAAUUGAUGAGCCAGUAUUAACUCCCAUUUCUGUUUUUGCCCACUUGGUAUAAUUUCCUUCAGCUGACAGUCAUUUAAAGCCAGUUACACUAAUGAGCAUGUUUUAGUCUAAUGUUUGCUAGCUCCAGACCAUGCUCCUCCCUUAUAGGAACUGCUGUUUUCCUUGAAGUGGAAAGAACAAACAAAUGCCCUCUGGGUUUGAGUAUAAUGACUGGGAUACCAUUGUGAAUACUUUUAUCACUCGUGGCACGUGUAAAUUAUUAUCAAAAGAAAGGAAAACCUGUUCUUGUUAUAGAAACAUAAUGAUGAGCAGUGCCCAGUAGCUGUGUGUGUUUUUUUUUUUAUGCACUAUGAUGUAAUAAGAAACUUUUUAAACGUCCGUGACCUCACAUGAUAUUUAGAAGUUUUAUUUUAUGUUAUUUUGUUUUAAAUCUGGUUUUUCACAUAAGCAGGUAUGUGAAAUAAUUUUCCAGUGAGCUGACAAUGGUUUGGUGAGUCCUAAGACAACAAAUAGGUUUCUGUGGAACCGCCGCCAUAUUUUGGAGGUUGCUACCCAGAAGUCUCUUCACUAGCAAUGUAACAGCAGCUGAUAUUAAGCACUGAUAUUUCUAAUAUUUGUACAUAUUAGAAAAUGUGUCUUUGUUGCAUGUAUUUUUUUUUUUCUUUUAGCAAGACAGAGAAGAGAAAUUGGACUUUUAAGAUUACCUUUACAACUCAUACUCCAUGUUUUAGGAUGCUUGCAUGCAUAACAGUGGCUGCCCUCUUUUUAAUGAUCAAGAAGUAAGAAAGUUAUUGCGGGAUAGCGGAUAUAGGAAGAAUUGUUGUUGUUGAAGUGUUGCAUUAGUCACUUUUUAUCAAUAUGUAUGUAGUGGCCAAGAAGGCUGUUGAGUAGGGAUAUGGACCGUAUACUCCUCAAGAUUUUAUAAUCAAACAUGCCAUUCAGAAUUAUGAAGCUGUCACUGAAGGUUUUUUUUAAAAGAAAAAAUGCAUGUUAAACAAUUUUAGCUGUGUGUGCAAGCUUCAGAUACUCUCAAACCUCCUUGUUCGAUAUUCUGCAGCGCUUCAUGAAAUUAUUUGCAGCCCAUCAUUAAAGCAGUGUAAAAAAAAACGACAGAAUGGAAUUCCCACAAAUGUAAAAUUUUUAACCUUGACUAUAAUCCAAUGGCUUAGUUGUGUAGAGUAAUCAUUUUGAUUGUGUUUUAUCUCAGACAGAUAUUGUUGUUAAAAUGCAAAUACAUAAAGUCAUCAUCAUUUUCAACCAACGGUGCUAAGGUCAACUCCAGAGCUUUGUAAACUUGUAUGUGAUAGUUUCCUUGGCCAUUCUAUGUGUUUGCUGGUAUUUUUAAAUAUUUUUUAAGACCUGCUCUUAGUACUUGUUACUACUGUACAUUGAGAUGGAGCACUAUUGCGUACCAAAGUAUUUAAAAAAAAAAAAAAAAAAAAAAAAAAUAGUAGAAACCCAAAGGAUAAAUUUGAUUUAUUUUAAUUGUGACCUUGGCAGGCAAAAAGUGCGUUUGUCUGUUGGGGGAAAUACAGUGGUGAGCACGUUAGUACCAUAGCAGAAAAUUCAUUCUUUAUCCUAGUUAAAAAAAAAAGGACUAUAUGUAGAGG